This is a messenger RNA of Sphenostylis stenocarpa, 1851 nucleotides long. Lineage: Eukaryota; Viridiplantae; Streptophyta; Magnoliopsida; Fabales; Fabaceae. The record is from the annotation of a GenBank genome assembly.
AUGAGAAAUCAAUCAACUAAUAUGAAGUCUCAUAUGAAGAAAAAGAGAGAAACCCCCAUUCCCAAUACUCCCUGCAACAGCAGCGAUCAGCUUUGCAUCAACCCACGUUGCUUCUUCUGCAGCAUGGGAGAACCAGAUCGAUCUGUCAGAAAAGCUGAAAUAACGACCUGCUUCAAAGAAAUAUUUCGGGGAGAGAAUCGUGAGCAACACGUGUUGGUACUGAGUGGACUAUGGCACAUCGCAAUGAGCCAACCCAACGACCCAGAGUUCCCAUCCCUCGGCAUCUUCAAGUGCAUGGCAAGUCUUAUCCACAAAGGGAUAAACGAUAGGCACUGGCUUCUCACAAAUCAAAACAUAUACGUACCCUAUUACGCUGCUCAUAUUAUUGGCUCUUACACAAUGAACAAGGAGGAGUUUGCACAACUAGCUGUUGAAUCAGGUGUGAUACCCCCAUUACUCGACCUGCUCAGGGGGAAGAUCAGUUGGGUUGAGCAAAGAGUUGCUGUUAGAGCACUUGGUCACUUGGCCAGUUACAAAAGCACGUUUGAAUCAGUAGCACAGCACGAACAAGAGGUGGUGAAGUUGGCCUUGAACUUGGCUUCCACUUGUUUAGAAAUUGUCUACGUUGACUUCGUAGCUGUGAAGGAAAACAAAAGGCUCGAAUAUCAUAGAAACUUGCUUACUAGGGGGGUUGGGGAUUUGGAGAUGGAGAAUCGCAAGGUAGAGGAAUGGGCUAGCCAGCUUCAGUGUUGGUCUCUUCACCUUCUGAAUUGCUUUGCUUGCAAAGAUAGGGCUCUGGAUCUAAUAUGCAAGAAGGUGUUUCUCAAGGACCUGUGCGAUAUGUGGGGAGGGUUGAUAAAUCACACGUCACCAGCAGGGGUUGGACUGAUUAGAAUCCUGUGUUAUAGUAAAGAAGGAAGGAAAAGCAUUGCUGAAUCACCAAAAGUUGUGAAGACUCUGGGCAACAUUUCAAGAUCUUCAGAUGAUUGGCAGUAUAUAGGUAUCGAUUGUCUUCUUCUCCUUCUCAAGGACCCAGAUACGAGGUACAAAGUUCUUGAUGCUGCCGCUCCUUACCUUAUUGAUUUGAUUGAACUUACAACCCUGGGAGACAAAUCAAACGUGGGGGAGACCAUCACAAAGGUUCUUCUUAAUUUGAAACCUAACAGACAAAAGGUUGGAACAGUAUUGCAAGAAGUGAUGGAUUUGAAGGUGGAUAGGAGGAGCAAGGAGAAGGUACUCUCGGAGGAAAAAUUAGAGGAAACAAUGGGUUUGGUGAGUUUGAUAAAGCAACAAGCGAAUCACAAGUUCAGGUUGGGAAAGGUGGAAGAGGCUUUAGAGAAAUACUCUGAAGCACUUGGUGUUUGUCCCUUGAGGUUUAGAAAAGAAAGAAUGGUGAUAUAUAGUAACAAAGCUCAGUGUCAUAUUUUGCUUAAGAACGCAGAUUCAGCUAUCAGUGACUCAACGCGUGCUCUUUGCCUAUCCAGCCCCGCAAACACGCAUAGGAAAAGCCUUUGGAGAAGGUCACAGGCGUAUGACAUGAAAGGAAUGGCCAAAGAAAGCCUCAUGGACUGCAUAAUGUUCAUGAACAGUAGCAUCAAGUCGGUGGAGACCAUGCGUAUCAAGAUUCCAUACCACGCUGCGCGCAUGAUCUGCAAGCACAUGGAUGCCACGUGGCUCUUUGCCACUGCUCGCUUGAGGGUAGAAAAAACAAUGCAAGAAUUGAACCAAGUUGGCGGGGAUGAUCAGAACGAAGAGCAACCACGUGAUCAUAAGGCCAUGAUGAUGAUGAUGGAAAAGAGAAACAGUCUCCUACACGGUAAAUUAAGUCCUUCCUUUGCUGAUUUAAUUUGA